AUGAUGAUCGAUGGCGUGGCGCGUCGGCGGUUUUUCUACGGAACAUCCCCUCCAAGUGUGAUCGUCAGACGCUCUCCAGAUUCUUCCGCAGCUUGGGCUUACACGGGUACGAUGUGGACGUCGCUCUACAUCCGAACGGUAAAUGCCGUGGCUACGCGCGUGUUCGGUUUCGUAGCUAUGACGCCUUGGACCAGUUUGUGGCCAAGGUACAUCUGCAGUUUCUGCCCGGGUUCCACAAGCCCACCCCGCUGUAUUGCGAACCAAUGCGGACACCACCGGAAGAGGACGUGGACGAUCGCAACUUGCUCGAUGACGCCCUCCAUCGCAUUGUUGAUGAAAGUGUGA
Molecule: messenger RNA, 345 nt
Organism: Symbiodinium sp. CCMP2592
Lineage: Eukaryota; Dinophyceae; Suessiales; Symbiodiniaceae
Source: the annotation of a GenBank genome assembly